CAAGGUGGACAAAGCUUCAGCCAGAGCUCGGAGCUGAUGGUCCAGGAUCAGCUUCAUGAUGGGGAGAAGCCCUACAAGUGCUUGGAGUGUGGGAAGAGCUUCAGGCGGAGCAGCACCCUGACCUGCCACCAGAUGAUCCACACUGGGGAAUGGCCCUACGAGUGUGGGGAGUGUGGGAAGGGCUGCAGCUGCUGCUCCGCCCUUGUCAGGCACCAGCGCAUCCACAUUGGGGAGAGGCCCUACAAGUACCCUACCUGUGGGAAGAGGUUUCACACCAGCUCCCAUCUCCUUUUGCAUGAAAGGAUUCACACCGAUGAGAGGCCCUUCCGCUGCCCUGACUGCAGGAAGGGCUUCAAGCAAAACUCCCACCUCGUCACCCACUGGCGCACACUCACUGGGGAGAGGCCCUACGAGUGUCCCCAGUGUGGGAAGAGCUUCUCAGACAGCUCUAACUUUACCAGACACCAACGGAGGCACCAGUAA
Molecule: messenger RNA, 483 nt
Organism: Passer montanus (Eurasian tree sparrow)
Lineage: Eukaryota; Metazoa; Chordata; Aves; Passeriformes; Passeridae
Product: zinc finger protein 70-like
Exons: 1
Biological process (GO): regulation of transcription by RNA polymerase II
Molecular function (GO): DNA-binding transcription factor activity; RNA polymerase II cis-regulatory region sequence-specific DNA binding
Source: RefSeq, a predicted model, not a curated record